This is a messenger RNA of Notechis scutatus (mainland tiger snake), 10678 nucleotides long. The record is from RefSeq and is a predicted model, not a curated record. Lineage: Eukaryota; Metazoa; Chordata; Lepidosauria; Squamata; Elapidae.
GAAAUUCUCCAGAGUUCCCAAAACUGUUGGGGAUCGCCAUGGAACUGUUCCUCCUCUGUAGCGAUGACGCAGAAUCUGAUGUCAGAAUGGUCUCCGAUGAAUGUCUCAAUAAAGUGAUCAAAGCGUUGAUGGAUUCUAGUCUUCCUAGGUUACAACUGGAACUCUACAAAGAGAUUAAAAAAAACGGUGCUUCCCGGAGUUUGCGAGCUGCUCUGUGGAGAUUUGCUGAACUGGCACACCUGGUUAGACCUCAGAAAUGCAGGCCAUACUUUGUGAACCUCCUGCCCUGCUUAACCCGGGUCAGCCGGCGGCCCGAAGAAUCCGUGCAAGAGACCCUGGCGGUGGCGAUGCCCAAAAUCAUGGCGGCUUUUGGCAACUUCGCCAACGACAGUGACAUCAAAGUUUUAUUAAAAGCUUUCAUAGGUAACCUUAACUCCAAUUCUUCAACCAUCCGUCGGACGGCGGCCGCGGCCGCGGUGAGCAUCUGCCAGCAUUCACGAAGGACACAGUAUUUUUACACUCGGUUGCUUCAAGUAUUGCUAGGGCUGUUGUGUCCCAAGGAAGAAGAGCAUCCCAGUGUCUUGAUUCUUGGGGUGCUGCUCACCUUGAGGUACCUGAUCCCGUUGCUGCAGCAGGAGGUGAAGGACACCAGCCUGAAGGGCAGCUUUGGGGUGAUCCAGAAAGAAACCGAGAUUUCGCCUUCCUUGGAUCAACUCAUACAGGUAUCGAUUCGCUCAAGAGCCCCCCGUAGCACAGUGGUUAGAAGGUGGUAUUGCAGGCUGACUCUGCUCACUGCCAGCAGUUCGAUCCUGACUGUCUCAAGGUUGACUCAGCCUUCCGUCCUUCCAAGAUGGGUAAAACCCAGAUUGUUGGGGGAGCAAGAGCUGACUCUAUAAACCUCUUGGAGAGGCCAUAGGGCACUCUGAAGCAGCAUAUAAGAAUUGAUUUCUGGAAGUGGGUCUUCCUGCAGCCCUGUUUUUGCCAGAAAACAAAAAGCCAAAGUACUUUCAGGAGAAGAAAGUCUGGAAGAUGAUUCUGAAGCCAAAUCUGAAACCAGCCAGAUGGGCUUUGCAGGGUCUGUGAAAAGCGAGCUAAACAGUGAAUUGACAUCCACGUCGGGCAUCUCUCCUGUGGCCAGCUCGGCCUCUGACCCUCCGGUUUGUGACAUCAUCACGGAGCAACCCCGUUCUCAGCACAUCUUGCAGUCCGAGUCCGAGAUCUCUGCUUGUGAUUUGACAGGCGCGACCCCGAAAGCCGAUACGGAUGACGACAUCCUGAGCAGGAGCUCCAGCCAGAUCAGCGCCAUCCAGUCCGACGUGAACGACGGCACCUCGUCGCCCAUCAGCGACAGCUCUCAGACCACCACAGAAGGGCCGGACUCGGCUGUGACCCCGUCCGAUUUCUCUGAAAUGAUUCUAGAAGGUGGGGAGAACCAAUACUCUGGAAUGCAAAUUGGACAGCUGCAGGAGGAGGAAGACGAAACGACAAGCAUUCUACACGAGGCGAUGGAUCCGUUCCGAAAUUCGUGCCUUGAGCUUCAGCGAUCCCAUUUAGCAAAAAGUGUGAGCCACAGGAGGGAGCCUUCCAAUGGCAGCAUGGAGAAGUUUGGGCCUAAGGAAGAAACUGAGCUAGAUGACCAUGGAAGUAAGCUUUCCAGAAUGAAAGGUGAUAUCGGGGGCUACAAGGACGGAAGUGCUGCGCCGUUAGUCCACUGCGUUCGCCUCCUGUCGGCCUCUUUUCUGCUCACGGGAGAGAAAGGGGCUCUGGUGCCGGAUAAAGACGUCAGGGUCAGCGUGAAAGCCUUGGCCAUCAGUUGCGUGGGGGCAGCCGUGGCCUUGCACCCGGAAGCUUUCUUCAGCAAACUCUACAAAAUGCCCACUGAAAGUAACAAAGAAGAAAGAGAAGAGCAGUCCGUGAAGGACAUUGUGAAUUAUAUCGACCACGGAGACCCCCAGAUCAGAGGGACAACCGCGAUUUUAUGCGGGACCAUUAUUUACUCCAUCCUCGUCCAGUCUUGCUUCAGUGUGGAGAGCUGGCUGGAAAAUAUAAAAGCCUCAACAGAUACGCUGGUGGAGUGUGUCUCCUUGCUCCAAAAGAGCCUGAAAGACGAGUCUUCGGUCACGUGCAAACUGGCUUGCAUAGCUGUGAGGCACUGCAUCAUGAGCUUGUGCGGGAGCAACCAUAGUUCCUUGGGGUUGCAACUACUGGUGGAUCUCCUUCUCUUGAGAAACAGCGCUUACUGGCUGGUUAGGACGGAGCUUCUGGAAACGGUGGCUGAAAUAGAUUUUCGGCUAAUCCAAUUUUUGGAAGAAAGGGACAGCAACCUGCACAGAGGGGAUCAUUAUUACAUGGGGCUGUUAAAACUGCAGGAUCGAGUUCUAAAGGAAGUGGUCAUUUCUCUCCUGGGCGACGAAGACCCCAGAGUGAGGCGUGUGGCCGCAGCUGCUUUAGUAAGGCUGGUUCCAAAGCUGUACUCAAGUUGCGACGCAGGGCAGGCCGAUCCGGUCGUAGCUCUGGCCAAGGAGCAAAGCAGCAUAUACCUGAAGCUUCUGAUGCACGAAACCCCGCCCGCUUCCCAGUUUGCAGUGAGCACCAUCACCAGAACGUACAGAGGAUACAAUCUGGUGCCAAGCCCAGCCGACAUGACGGUGGAGAACAACCUUUCCAGAGUCAUCUCGGCCGUGUCCCACGCGCUGACGACUUCGCCCUCCAGAUCUCUGACGUUUGGCUGCUGCGAAGCAUUGUGUCUUUUGUCCUCAUCCUUUCCGGUUUGCACCUGGAAUGUGGGAUGGCACUGCGGUUUUUCUCACCUGGGAGGCGUGGAAGAGUCUCAGGAGAAGAGCGCAAUGGGGAUGGUUGGCUUGCUGCUGUCUUUCCUUUCCUCUAUUUCCUUCCCUCUGGAUCUCUCUGCCCACCAAGACGCCUUAAUCCUGGCUGGGAAUUUGCUGGCAGCCACUGCCUCCAAAUCUUUGCAAAACCCUUGGACGCAAAACGAGGAUGAAGCCAGCGUUCCUACCACUAAGCAAGAGGAAUCGUGGGCAGCCCUGGCUGAUCGGACGCUUGCCCUGUUAGUCGAUCACCUCUUUUCUCAUUUGCUGAAGAUCAUUAACAUCUGUUCCCACAUACUGGAUGAUGUCGUUCCUGGCCCGACACUAAAGGCAACGUUACCGUCUCUCACCAACCCACCUUCGCUGAGUCCAAUCCGGCGCAAAGCGAAAGAAAAAGAAGUUGCAGAGCAAACCAUGGUAGCCAUAAGCCCUAAAAAGACGAGUGAAAACAGCCCAGCUCCCAGGCCAAGUGACACUUCGAGCUCCGCUCCCCCGAGUAAAUCCUCCUCCACGCUGGGCAACUUCUAUCACCUCCCGUCGUAUCUCAAGCUCUACGACGUCCUGAAGGCGACCUAUGCCAACUAUAAGGUUACACUCGAUCUCCAAAACGUCAAUGAAAAGUUUGGUGCCUUCCUGAGGUCAGCUUUGGACGUUCUGUCUCAGAUCUUAGAACUGGCAACUCUACAAGACAUUGGAAAGUACGUGGAAGAAAUUCUCUGUUACCUGAAAUCCUGUUUCAACAAAGAGCCAGUCAUGGCAACUGUGUGUGUUCAGCAGUUACUCAAGACCUUGUUCGGCACCAACCUGGCCUCGCAGUUUGACAGCUGGUCUUCCAACUCCUGCCGAGCUCAGGGCAAAUGCCAGCGCUUGGGCUCCUCCAGUUUGCGCCCAGGCCUUUACCACUGCUGCUUCAUGGCUCCGUACACACAGUUCACCCAGGCCCUGGCCGAUGCCAGUUUGCGGAAUAUGAUGCAGGCCGAGCAGGAACGCGACACCUCGGGCUGGUUUGACAUAUUGCAAAAAGUUUCCGCGCAGCUGAAAACUGGUACCACGAAUAUGGCCAAGCACCGUGCUGACAAGAAUAUCAUCCACAAUCACAUCCGUCUGUUUGAACCUCUGGUCAUCAAAGCGCUGAAGCAAUACACCACCACCACCUCUGUCCAACUGCAGAGACAAGUCUUGGACCUUCUCGCACAGCUGGUCCAGCUGCGGGUCAACUAUUGUCUUCUGGACUCUGACCAAGUAUUUAUUGGAUUUGUGCUAAAGCAGUUUGAAUACAUUGAAGUCGGCCAAUUCAGGGAAUCAGAAGCCAUUAUUCCUAGCGUCUUUUUCUUCCUGGUGUUGUUGUCGUAUGAGCGCUACCACUCCAAGCAGAUAAUUGGAAUUCCUAAAAUUAUUCAGCUGUGUGAUGGGAUCAUGGCCAGCGGAAGGAAAGCAGUGACACACGCGAUCCCGGCUCUGCAGCCCAUCGUCCAUGACCUCUUCAUCUUAAGAGGAGCUAAUAAAGCUGAUGCCGGGAAAGAACUCGAAACCCAGAAGGAAGUCGUGGUCUCAAUGUUGUUGAGGCUGAUCCAGUAUCACCAGGUGCUGGAGAUGUUCAUCCUUGUGCUGCAACAGUGCCACCGAGAGAACGAAGAGAAGUGGAAGAGGCUGUCACGGCAGGUAGCCGACAUCAUCCUGCCGAUGCUGGCCAAACAACAGAUGCAGAUAGAUUCCCAUGAAGCCCUGGGGAUAUUGAACACUCUGUUUGAGAUCCUGGCUCCUUCCGCCCUGCGCCCAGUGGACAUGCUGCUGAGGAGCAUGUUUGUGACGCCCAACACCAUGGCUUCCGUGAGCACCGUUCAGUUAUGGGUCUCUGGCAUUCUCGCAAUCCUUCGGGUCUUGAUUUCCCAGUCGACCGAAGACAUUGUCCUCUCCCGCAUUCAGGAGCUCUCCUUUUCCCCACACCUAAUCUCUUGUCAAACGAUCCAUCGGCUGCGGAACGGCGGAAAUAAGAUUCCUCCCACUCAGGAGAUCCCCAUGGACGAGCAGGAUCGGCUCCUGCCUGAGGAGACCUUUUCUAGAUUCCUAAUGCAGCUGGUGGGGAUUCUUCUGGAAGAUAUCUCCAGCAAACAAUUGAACGUGGAGAUGAGCGAACAGCAACACACCUUCUACUGCCAGGAACUGGGCACCCUUCUCAUGUGCUUAAUUCAUACCUUCAAAUCAGGGAUGUUCCGAAGAAUCACAGUGGCAGCUACCAAGCUUUUUACCGAGAGUGGACCACACGGUCCUCAUUUCUACACCCUCGAAAGACUGAAUGAUCUUGUCAAGUCCAUGAUAGCCACCCACCCAUCCCUGGUUCUCCUCUGGUGUCAAAUCUUGCUGCUGGUUAACUACACCAGUCCCUGCUGGUGGUCUGAAGUUCAUCAGACCCCCAAAAGGCAGAGUCUCUCAAGUGCUAAAUUGCUCAGCCCUCAACCCAGCGGAGAUCCCCACGAUGAAGACGGGGGCUCCAAACUUAGCAUCUGCAAUCGCGAGAUCGUGCGGAAAGGAUCCCUCAUCCUUUUCUGUGACUACGUGUGCCAAAACCUGCACGACUCCGAGCACUUGACCUGGCUGACCGUAAAUCAUGUCCAAGAACUCAUCAGCCUGUCUCAUGAACCUCCCGUCCAGGAUUUCAUCAGUGCCAUUCACCGAAACUCGGCAGCGAGUGGCCUUUUCAUCCAGGCGAUUCAGUCCCGCUGUGAGAAUUUUGCCUCCCCGACAGCAGUGAAGAAGACCCUGCAGUGUUUGGAGGGCAUCCAUCUGAGCCAGUCAGGGGCUGUGCUGGUCUUGUAUGUGGACAAGCUUCUCUCAACUCCCUUCCGUGUGCUGGCUCACAUGGUGGACACCCUGGCUUGCCGUCGUGUGGAAAUGCUUCUAGCGGCAUCUGUACAGAACAGCACGGCUCAGUUGCCAGUUGAAGAGCUGGACCGAAUCCAGGAAUAUCUGCAGAAUGCCGGAUUAGCCCACAGACAUCAAAGACUCUACUCACUCUUGGACCGGUUUCGUCUAACGGUGGCUCCGGAAACCAUUAGCCCUUCACCUUUGGUUACGGCCCACCCCCUGGAUGGGGGGAAUCACCCUGCUCUAGAAACUUUAAUUCCAGACAAAGAUUGGUUUUGUUCACUCGUGAGGUCCCAGUGCUACACAAAAUCAGCUUUUGCUCUUCCGGAAGGUGCCGAAUUGAUGUAUCGGCUUCCUGAGCAGGAAUUGUUGCCUUUCAUGAUGCAUCAGGAUUUCAACAUCAGCCUCCUCGCCCCGUGUUUGAGCCUGGGUGGGCAGGAACUGUCCCGAGGGCUGAGGAGCCAUUUUGAAGCCGCCCGCCUGGUCACGCUGCACCACGUGACAGAAGUGGUGAACAAGCUACCCACCGGCCAUCAAGUCUUCCAGCCGAUGCAGCCGAUGGGAUCGUCCCCGUACUGGAACAAACUCAGCAAUAUUUAUGGAGACCCAGAAAUGUUUCAAUUCACAAUGGUUUUGGCUCAGGCUUUAAGUCAGUAUCUGGUGUUGCUUUCCAAACUGCCAGCUUCUCUGCGCAUCCCUCCGGAGAAGGAAAAUGACAUUGUGAAGUUCAUUGUGAUGCUGCUAGAGAUCCUCUCUUGGCACUUAGCACGCAAGCAGGUGCCCCUAAGUAUGGAUCUCCAGGCUGUGCUGGAUUGCUGUUGUCUGGCAUUGCAACAGACGGAGCUGUGGAAUCUCUGGGCCUCCACAGAGAACUCCAGCCAGGCCGCCUCGCUCAUCCAUUGCACCCGAUUCAUCCUGGUAGCAGUGGCCAUUGAACCGGGAAAUCGCCUCCUGAGUCCAGAGAAAAGGAAAAAGAUUCAGAAGGCAGCCAGUGAGAACGAAAAGAGUUCACAAACACCAAAUUCUGAGAACAUUACAGCAACUUGUGAAGUGGUAGCUGAGUUGGUGGAAUGCCUGCAGUCUGUCUUGGCUCUGGGGCACAAGAAGAACAGUCCUAUCCCCGCAUUCCUGACCCCUGUUUUGAGGAACAUCAUCAUCAGCCUGUCCCGGCUGCCACUAGUCAACAGCUACGCCCGGGUUCCCCUCCUGGUCUGGAAAUUGGGCUGGUCCCCCAAGCCGACAGGUGAAUUUGGCACGACAUUUCCCGAAAUUCCUGUGGAAUUUCUCCAAGAGAGAGAAAUCUUCAAAGAAUUUAUCUACCGAAUUAACACCCUGGGGUGGACAAACCGCAUGCAGUUUGAGGAAACCUGGGCCAGCCUCCUGGGAGUUCUUGUGACCCAGCCGAUCGUCAUGGAUCAGGAGGAAAACCAGCAAGAGGAAGACAUGGAAAGAACCCAGAUCAACGUUCUGGCUGUUCAGGCAAUCACCUCCUUGGUGCUGAGCGCAAUGACCAUCCCGCUGGCCGGCAAUCCAGCCGUGAGCUGUUUGGAGCAGCAGCCUCGAAACAAAACCUUGAAAGCUCUUGACACCAGGUUUGGGAGAAAAUUGAACAUUAUCCGAGGAAUUGUCGAGCAAGAGAUCCAAGAAAUGGCCUCUAAGAGAGACAACGUUGCUUGCCAUCACUUAUACCAGGUGUGGGACCCUGUUCCCUCCCUGGCUCCCUCUACUACAGGUGCCCUCAUCAGCCACGAGAAGCUGCUGCUGCAGAUCAAUACAGAGCGUGAAAUGGGGAAUAUGCGAUACAAACUAGGACAGGUCUCCAUCCAUUCCGUGUGGUUGGGAAAUAGCAUUACCCCAUUGCGGGAAGAAGAAUGGGGCGAAGAUGAAGAUGAUGAGAGCGACAUGCCUGCCCUUACUUCUCCUCCCUCCUCACCCGUCAAUUCCAGGAAGCAUCGUGCUGGGGUAGACAUUCAUUCGUGUUCUCAGUUCCUGCUGGAAUUAUACAGUCAAUGGAUUCUGCCGUCCAGCCCAAACAAGAAGACACCAGUUACCCUGAUCAGCGAAGUGGUCCGAUCUCUUUUAGCUGUCUCUGACUUAUUCACGGAAAGAAAUCAGUUUGAAAUGAUGUACACAACCUUAACUGAACUGCGGAAAGUGCAUCCAUCGGAAGACGAGAUCCUUCUUCAGUAUUUGGUCCCUGCUAUAUGCAAAGCAGCAGCUGUCCUUGGCAUGGAUAAAGCUGUGGCAGAACCCGUCAGCCGCCUGCUCGAAUCGACGCUCCGCAGCACGCACAUGCCGAGCCGAAUUGGCGCGCUGCACGGCAUCCUGUACAUUUUGGAGUGCGAUCUCCUGGACGAGACGGCAAAGCAACUGAUUCCAGUCAUCACCGAAUACCUGCUGUCCAAUCUGCGUGGCGUAGCCCACUGUGUGAACCUCCACAACCAGCAACACAUCUUGGUCAUGUGCGCAGUGGCCUUCUACUUAAUCGAAAAUUACCCUGCUGACGUUGGACCCGAAUUUUCUUCAGGAAUUAUUCAGAUGUGUGGACUGAUGCUAUCCGAAAACGAGGGAUCCACUCCGUCGGUCAUCUACCACUGUGUGCUGAGGGGUCUGGAAAGGCUCCUGCUUUCGGAGCAGCUCUCCCAGCCGGACUGCGAAGCGCUGGUGAAGCUGAGUGUGGACCGCGUGAAUGUCCUCAGUCCUCACAGAGCCAUGGCUGCCUUGGGGCUCAUGCUGAGCUGCAUGUACACAGGAAAAGAGAAAGUCAGUCCCGGACGAAGCUCAGAUCCUCAGUCGGCAGCUCCGGAUAGCGAAUCGGUCAUCGUGGCAAUGGAGCGAAUAUCUGUCCUCUUUGACCGGGUCCGGAAAGGAUUCCCCUUUGAAGCCCGGGUGGUAACGCGGAUCCUCCCUCAGUUCCUGGAUGACUUUUUCCCUCCGCAAGACGUGAUGAAUAAAGUGAUUGGAGAAUUUUUAUCCAACCAGCAACCCUACCCACAAUUUAUGGCGAAAGUGCUGUACAAGGUCUUCCAGUCCUUGCAUACAACAGGACAGUCCUCCAUGGUCCGGGACUGGGUGAUGUUGUCGCUCUCCAACUUCACACAACGGACGCCAAUCGCCAUGGCGAUGUGGAGCCUUUCCUGUUUCUUCGUCAGCGCUUCCACCAGCCACUGGAUUUCAGGAAUUCUCCCGCAUAUUAUCAGCCGAAUGGGAAAAUCAGAACAAGUCGACCUCAAUUUGUUCUGCCUGGUGGCCAUCGAUUUUUACCGGCAUCAGAUCGACGAGGAAUUGGAUCGCCGAGCCUUUCAGUCGAUCUUCGAAGUGGUCUCUUCCCCGGGAAAUCCGUACCAUCGUUUGCUGACCUGCUUACAGAGCGUUCACAAGAUCACCCCGUGUUGAAAAACAAAACAAAAAAGAGGGCAGGGGAAGUACGGAAAAGCCUGGAAAAGUUGAACCUUCAACGCCACGGAGCUCCCCCCCCCCCCAUCCCCUGCCAUCGUUUUUUUCCCUUUUUCCCAACCCAAAUUACUCCGUAGUAGGUUACGGUGGCUGGGCCAUGCACCACAACUUCUGGGUAUUUGGGAAGGGGAAAAAAGAGAGAGAGAUGGAUGCAAAACAAAUAGCUCAUCCUGGCUUCAUUUUAUAUAUUGUCCAUGCUGAACCUCGUGAAUUCUGCAGUAUCGGCUCCACAGGCAUUUAAAAAGCCUUUAGUUUCAUCUAGCUACAAGAGUUCUGUUGCAAUUUGUCGUACUUUCCUAAUGUGACUGAGAGAAAAAAAGGGAAAAAGACUUGUAAACACACUGAAAAUUCAUACACACACACACACACUCCAAUGUAUUUUGAUGUAUUAAAAGUGGGGAAAUUAGACCUAUGAAGAGAUAGUUUUCUUUUAUAACUCUAAGAUUUCAAAGUCGGAUCGAUUCCUGGGUUUUAAAAAUAGCCAAUGUGUAAAUAGUUCUAAAACGGUGUAUAAUAUGUUAAGAGAACAGGAAAGGCGUGGAGGCUGGGGAAGCACUUAACAUGGUUAAAAAAGAAAUAUUUGCCCCGUAUGUUGAAUAUAGCGCAUUGACUGUUUUCCUAUCAUAUGUCCUUUAGGUCUAUUUUUUUAAUGCACUCUCGGCUCGCCUUUUAAACUCUCUUUUUUUUCAUCUUUUGUAUGCUGCUCGUUGAAAAAGUUUAAAAUAUAGCGAUGAGUUUAAGUUUUGGACCUUUUAAAAAAAAAAAAGAGAGGAUUUGGAUUUACUGGGUAAGCAAUUGGGGAAGGGGAGGAGGAAAGGACCUGGACACUCCGUGAAACCCUUUGAAGGGUGAACAUGUUAGGAAAUCCCCUCCAUACCAUCAGAGGCAUUUUGGAAGGAAUCAAGCAGUUGCUUCCGAUUAAGGAAACUUCCCCAAAGCAACCGAGAAAAAAUAAUAAUCCUGAUUCUUGUGACCUUCGGUGACUCUUUAGAGAGGAUUUGGAAAACUAGACAAAUAUUAUCUUAGGGAGGGGCAGCAGUUCAGGAUCUGUAGUUCAAAACUGGACAGACUCGAUCACAAAAGCUGGCAAGGACACGGCCCUUGUUUCUCUCUCACACACUCACACAAAUGCCCAACUUCAAUCCCACACUCCCUGCUUUCUCUGCAUGACUUUGGUUUCACAGUCCCCUUUUUAAAAAAAAAAUUCUGGUGUUUCGGGGGGGGGGUGGCUGCUUUCCUCUCUCCCCUCGCCUACCGAAAUGUGACCGACCCUUCCCCUCUUUCCCAGAUCCAAAGGGGAUCCUUUUUCGGAUCCCUCCAUCAGGGAAAUCAGCCGGCAAGAGGCUGAGCUGGCCCCGGGCAAAGCAGGGCUCACCUCAAAAGGCCUUUUUGUUCUCUGCCCAGCAAGGGUGCCAACUGUGAAGGCCGCCCGGGGGCAAUCCGAGAGGAAAAUGGGGCUUCUUCCAGCCCCACAGAAGCUCUUCCAAACCUUUUCCUCCCCAGCCCAAUCGGGCCUCUGGUGCACGCCC